Pocillopora meandrina is the source of this 624-nucleotide messenger RNA. The record is from the annotation of a GenBank genome assembly. Lineage: Eukaryota; Metazoa; Cnidaria; Anthozoa; Scleractinia; Pocilloporidae.
CAUCAUGAUACCAUUGUGGAGAAGGGUCUGUUAAACCUGUCGUUAGUCGCCUUUGCCUGGGAAUCAGGGGAAAGUGGUAAAAUGACCAAAUACCUCAAAAAAACUUUUCGUUAAAGUGAUGCUAAACUGUGGAGCUCACUUUCUUUAAACAUUUGACUAUGCUAAUCUUUACUUUCAUUUAAAACCAAAAUUAACUAUCGCGACUGCACAUUGAUAUUUUGAUUAUUUUUAUUAAUUUUUUUAUAUUUUACCUUGUUUGCUUGUAUUGCAUGCCAUUAAAAGUGACUUUAAAUAAAAUGGUUAAGUUGUGAGAUACAGUCUUCUCAUUGUGGUGUAGUGUUUUAUAUGACACAUAGCUAAAUUAGAGUAGAUAUUGUAGAUUAGAUUAUCACUUAAUGUAUUUUAAUACUUUUGAGGUACUUCUUAAGAUAUAGUUAUUUAGAUUUUACUUGUUUCCAUUUUUUCCUUUAAAUACAGCCUUAAUGUCUUAUUUUAGGCCACUUCCACUCAGUUAUGAAUAUGCCUCCACCUGGAACUGAGAAAUCUUUCCACAGCAACCUGGGGACAAAUGGCAAAAGACAGGCUACUUAUUACACAAUGGUCGUGUCACCAUGUGGAAGGUAA